AUGAAUUCCCCCUUAAGCCCAAGCGUCCCAAGCACAGCACCCUACUCGCCGAAUGCAGAUCCACACAAGCAAAAGCAAACAAAACGACCACGUCAAAAAAAAGGGGAAUACAUGAAAAAACUCGAAGAAGAAAAUGUUCAGCUCAAGAGCGAUAUUAAUAUGCUCAUCAAUAAAAUUACUAUCAUCGAAUCUCAGAAUCAAACUCUGAUGCAACAAUUAGAAUUUUUCAAAUUGCCAGGUAUGAAUUUUCCGCCGGCAAAAGAACAGCCCGAAUAA
Trichomonas vaginalis G3 is the source of this 276-nucleotide messenger RNA. RefSeq lists its product as uncharacterized. Lineage: Eukaryota; Parabasalia; Trichomonadida; Trichomonadidae. The transcript has a single exon. Bases 1 to 276 code for a protein of 91 amino acids. The record is from RefSeq and is a predicted model, not a curated record.